Molecule: messenger RNA, 2687 nt
Organism: Oreochromis niloticus (Nile tilapia)
Lineage: Eukaryota; Metazoa; Chordata; Actinopteri; Cichliformes; Cichlidae
Product: XK-related protein 8
Exons: 4
Coding region: 1716-2687 (323 amino acids)
Biological process (GO): engulfment of apoptotic cell; phosphatidylserine exposure on apoptotic cell surface; apoptotic process involved in development
Cellular component (GO): plasma membrane
Source: RefSeq, a predicted model, not a curated record
AACAACACUUCUUUAUCUUAAAUUGUAAUUUAAUUAUUUUAGUUGUACAAAAUACAAUUGAGUUGUACUCUUAUCUUACAAAAUAUAAUAACACAAGUUAUCGCCCUUCUUUUCUAUUUCUUAUUUGUACAUUUAAAACAAUCGGGGCCUUAGAAAGCAAGUGUGUUAUUGUAGCACAUUAACUGAGCAGGGAGGGGGCGCUGUUAAGUCAUCUCAACCGAAGGGGAUGAUGUGUUGCACUCUGACCUUGACAGUGGUAGUAGCGCUACACUGACGGAUGAGUACAAAUGCACCAUCACUGACUUUGGCAGGUUGAAUUUUUUUCAGCUGGUACAGGAAGUACAUCGUCUGUGCCUUCCUGAUGAAGUAGCUGAUGUUUAGCUCCCACUUUUAGGACCUGGGAGAUUAUGGUUUCAAGGAAGUGGGAGGACAUCACUGUCUCCACUGGGCAGGCCUGCAGGGUCUGUAUUAUGAUCUACUUAAAACUCCAAAUAUGCAGCUAGAGUCCUUUUUCAAAAACAAAAAGCAAACAAAAGAUUAGUAAAAAUUUAUGUUAUGCAAAAAAAGUAAACUUGGUAACAGACUAAAGGAAUAUUUCAUUCAAAAAAUGUAUGCAACAAGUAACGCAUGUUUGAGCAGGAUCUUAUCAGCUGCUGCUCUUUAUCACAUGUUGCACACACAUGGAAGAGUCUGCUUUAGGUGUGCUCUCAAUACCGGUUUAAGUUAAGGAGCUGCAUGGACAGAGGGUUUAGUGCAAAAGAUGCUCACCUGUCUGCUGACAUUCCUUCACCUGUAGAAACAUUGUGUUUGCAAGAAAAUGAAAUGAAAGCACUGAUUCGUUUGGCAGCUGCACUGUAUGGAUGGAUGGAAAUUGUUUUGUUUAGGCCAUAGUGUCUUGUUUUUAUGCACGAAUACCUGCUGUCAUAAGCAUGCUUACAGAGAAACUCAACUCAGCAUAUUUGGCAAGUAGUUAAAGUGGAACUGGUUAUGUUUCAUAUUGUUCUGGUUUUCAAAGAUGCAGGAAUACAAAAUCCUCACCACAGAGUUUCUUGACCUGGGUGCCACACUGACUGUCACUAUCAUUCUGCAGAUAGAUGCAGAUUUUGUGAGAGGGCCAGUUUCUUUUUCAAUUUUAGGCCAUUUUCAUUUAGAGAAGAUUCCUGAUUCCAGCUUGUCACAAUGUCUUGGGAUGUAGCAGUAAGAAUAAUAAUACUGUUUCAUGAGAAAAUGUGAUUUUAUUUGCAAUUUUGGUCAACUUCCUUUAAAAAAGGGGCCAAUACUUGCAGGCUUUUACAAUUAAAGUACAAGUACAGCACUUUCAAAUCUAAACAUUUAUUUUGCAUUUAAAUGCACUUCUAUGAAAUGUGAACAUAAUAAUAUUUAUAAUAGAUGAGGUGUGUUAAAACUCUCAGACUGUGAUCAAUUGCAGAUCUUUUUUUUUUUUUUUACACUAAGUUCUACUGAUUUCUCAAUGGAAAUACCACAGCAUUGUUAAAGGGAAACCUGUCAUUAGGAGGAGUCUACAUGCAUGGAAUGCGCCGAUACAUCUUUAAGACGCUACUGAAAAAAAUGGGUGGAUCAGUUUCUAGGAGGUUUUUUUUUAAAACCAAAGUUUGGUUCUCACUGUCAGUCAUUCACAGGUUAUAUGUGAGUUGUAAUCAGCUGUCAGAUUUUAAGAUGCAGCUGUGUUAGAAGCAGGCAGCGAGACAGGGAACAUGUCAGACACUCAGGGUGAGUCUAAAUACUCCUGCUGGGAUUUUCUCAUCACUUGUGUGGGCCUGCCCUUGUUUCUGACUGACAUAGGGCUGGAUAUAUGGGCCGCUGUUAUCUUCUACCAAGAAAAGGCAUAUGCCUGCCUCGGUGUUCUGCUGCUGCUACUUGUGGGGUCAACACUGCUGGCUCAAGCUUACAGCUGGCUUUGGUACAGCUAUGACAAUUUUGAGAUGAAGACAAAGGUUGAAGGCCUGCCUACCCAGAGGGAGCUCACAGUUCUGCACGUUUGUCAGCUCGGAGUUUACGUCAGGCAUGCAGGAGUCCUGGAAAUGGCAGUACGAAGCAUGUACAAUAGGCUCCCUGACCCUGAAAAAGGUGCCAGUACACCAGAAGAACAGAAACCUAAGACUGAGGACAUUACCGUGUCCUUGACCCACGAUCUGAGCAUGUUACGGAUCAUAGAGACAUUUUCAGAGAGCGCCCCUCAGCUCACACUCAUGCUCACCAUCAUUCUGCAGACGGGCCACCUGGAUCCUGUCACAGUGUUGAAGGCUAUCGGUUCAGCUUCAGCUAUCGCUUUUAGCGUGACGGCCUACCAUCGCUCGCUGCGCUCUUUCCUGCCUGACAAGGAGAAGCAGCAAAUAACCUCAUCAGUCAUCUACUUCAUCUGGAACCUGGUUCUCAUCUCUUCUCGCCUCACUGCCCUCGCUCUUUUCGCCUCCGUGCUGCCCUGCUUCAUCUUCACCCACUUCAUCUGCUCUUGGCUGGUUUUAUUCUUCUUCGCUUGGCGAUCCAAGACGGACUUCAUGGAAAGUCCUUGUGGAGAAUGGCUUUAUCGAGCCACUGUUGGCCUCAUUUGGUAUUUUAACUGGUUUAGUGUGGCCGGGGGGAAGACGCGGUACAGGACUGCACUCUAUCACGGGUAUAUACUGACUGAUAUUUGCAUCCUCUGUGCUUUUACGUCCUCGGUCUAA